Molecule: messenger RNA, 996 nt
Organism: Stegodyphus dumicola
Lineage: Eukaryota; Metazoa; Arthropoda; Arachnida; Araneae; Eresidae
Product: THAP domain-containing protein 2
Molecular function (GO): sequence-specific DNA binding
Source: RefSeq, a predicted model, not a curated record
GACUUAGAAGGCCGUAUCACUCCCCUCGCUACGUCAUCUUACGUCACGAUGAGGAGACCUCUUGCGACUCGUAGCCUUGACCUUUGACUGAUAUGUUCACGAGCUCUCAGUAGUCUUGGUGUGACCGUUCGCCAUUGCUGUAUUUUUGUAUCUCCUGUAGAAAACGUUUUUCUCUUCCUUUUGUUUUACGCUUACGUUUUGGAUUAAACACUCAUCAUGCCAGCUAGAUGUUGCGUCCUUGGAUGUAAAGGAAACUACAAAGGACAGCCCAAAGUGUCAAUUUUUCGUUUCCCGAGGGAUCCACAUCUUCGAAAGAAAUGGAUAAUGGCGAUCCAUCGAGAAAACUUCCAGCCUACGAAAGCUUCUAGGGUCUGUGAGCUUCAUUUUGCUGCAUGUGACAUCGAAAGAGUUUCAGAAAUCUACGAUGAAAGAACUGGCAGAAAAGUGACAGCAGUUUUACAGCAUCCUCGUCUAGUAUGCAAUGCUGUUCCUGGAAAAAUUGAAAUCAGAAGUUUUGAUAUAGAUAAUAUUGACCUCAUUAAUACUGACAAGAAUUUUAUUAGUGCCUUCUGUACGUUACAAGUAACUCAAAAUGAACUGGAUUCUAUUAAUGUAAUGCCACUCAUAACAUAUCUCGCUGGAUAUUGCGUAUAUAGAUUUCUGAAGACUGUGAAAUGUGAGUAUUGUCGGGAAACCUAACUUUAGACAAAACUUUGGAAUUGGAUGAAGAAUAUCGUUUCAUACUGAAUAUGGACCGAGGCGGAUUGCUAUGUCCACAACCAAAUGUAAUAACUGUCGUAUCUCAUAUACCUAUAUUGUAGUCAAAAUAUUAGUAUCUGAAGAACAUGAAGACAAUUUUUUAAAGGUACGCAAUCAGCGAUCUCUUGCAUGGGCAUUAACGUAUCAAAUUUUAAUAGACGGUGAAUGCAUAACCUAUGACCAAUGUAAUAACCUUAGAAAAUAUUCUAAAUUUUGUUAUAAAAGCAUCAUGCAAUA